AUGGCCAACAGCACCGUUCGCCCAGAGAUUGACAUGUCUCACGAAGAAAAGCAUGAGCUCGAACAGAUUGAGACCAAGGACAAUGUCCAGUCAUCCCAGGACGCUAAGUUCGAGAAGCGCGUGCUUCGCAAGAUCGAUACUCGACUCCUACCUAUCCUUGGAUGUCUUUACACAAUCGCCCUCGUUGACCGAUCCAACGUUGCCGUCGCUCGCAUCUCCGGCAUGGAUGAGGACCUCGACCUCGCCGUCGGUAACCGCGUGUCUAUCGUCUUAAUGGUCUUCUUCAUCGGGUACAUCCUCUUCGAGAUCCCCAGCAAUGCCUUCAUUCACAAGCUUGGUGCAGCAAACUGGCUAGCCUUUCUUGCCUUCGCCUGGGGUUUGGUGUCCCUUGGCAUUGGCUUUCUCAAUAACUGGGCAGGACUCGCUGUGCUGAGAGCUCUUCUUGGUGUUUUCGAGGCUGGCUUCUUUCCAGGCUGUGUGUAUCUUGUAUCGUCCUGGUACAAGCGAUACGAGGUACAGAAGCGUAUGGCGGGCUUCUUCUUGACAGCCUCUGCGCUGUCAGCUUUCGCCAACAUCCUCGCAUAUGGCCUCAUUCAGAUCUCCAAGACUCAUCAUUACAAAGGAUGGCGCUGGAUCUUCAUCGUCGAAGGUGCCAUCACAGUCGUCGCUGGCAUCGGCUCAUGGUUCAUCAUCGUCGACUUUCCCGACUCCGAUAAAAACACAUUCCUCACCCCGGAGGAACGAGCCUUUGUCAAAGAACGACUAGCCGAGGACCGCGGCCCCGAAGAACGAGAAAAAGUGACCAUGAAGAUCAUUGGGCAGACAGCCGCUGACUGGAAGCCCUGGGCCUAUUCGCUAAUGUACAUGGCCGGCGCCGUUGGAGUGUAUGCUUUUUUGUUCUUCCUGCCUAUUAUUCUACGAGGUGGUCUUGGAUACUCCCUUGAGCUUUCGUUCAUUCUGAGUACGCCUCCAGCACUGUUUGCUGUCGUUGAGGCGAUGAGUAUCUCGUGGCUUGCUGAUAAGACGAGACUUCGAGGCCCGUUCGUCAUCUUCCAAGGUCUGAUUGGCAUCAUUGGUCUAUGCAUGACUGGAUUCCUCAAUUCGCCUACACCUCGCUACGUUGGCACAUUUCUCGGCGUCGCUGGUGCUAAUGGUCUCGUGGUGACGACACUUGCGUGGCAGGCCAACAACAUUGUCGGUGAUGCUCGUCGCGCUGUAUCCACUGGCUUCCUCAUUAGCAUGAGUGGUGUUGGUGGGAUUUACUCCAGCAUGGUAUUCCGCCAACAAGACGCACCAAACUACAUUCCUGGACUCGUCGCUGUCAUGGCCAUCAACGUGGCUGCCGUUGUGGUAGCCGCGCUAACAAUGCUUAUGCUCCGCCACAACAACAGACAGGCAGAUCAAGGGAAGUACCUAUGCGAGGGUCGAGAAGGAUUCAGAUAUACAUUGUAG
This is a messenger RNA of Fusarium musae, 1452 nucleotides long. RefSeq lists its product as uncharacterized. The coding region runs from base 1 to 1452 and encodes 483 amino acids. The transcript is spliced from 4 exons. Lineage: Eukaryota; Fungi; Ascomycota; Sordariomycetes; Hypocreales; Nectriaceae. Gene Ontology annotation, cellular component: membrane. The record is from RefSeq and is a predicted model, not a curated record. Gene Ontology annotation, biological process: transmembrane transport. Gene Ontology annotation, molecular function: transmembrane transporter activity.